Funneliformis caledonium is the source of this 3387-nucleotide messenger RNA. Lineage: Eukaryota; Fungi; Glomeromycota; Glomeromycetes; Glomerales; Glomeraceae. The record is from the annotation of a GenBank genome assembly.
AUGACAGAUACUUCGAAUUCUAAUAAUGAUACUAUCACGAGAAGUGAUAAUAAUUCGCGGGUUGCAUUAAGUAAUAAACCAUUUGCUCUAACCAAUGCAGAAUCAAUCAUUUCUGAUGAUGAUGAUUCGCAUCAAUUGGACGAAAUUGUUUCUUGGCAGAAAACUAUACUAAAUGGUUUUCAAUCAAAUAGGCAGCCAUUAGCAAGACGAAAAUCAUCAUAUAAAAAAAAACUACCCUCUUCGGAUCCUUCAGAGAAACAAUUAUUGGCUCAUUAUGUUGAAGAACAACAACCUGAACAACCUAAUUAUAUGAAACAUCCAUCGGUUGGACAAUCAUCUGACCUUUCUCUAUUAUGCAACCCUGGAACUUCUCAAUCAUCGUCACUACCUUCAACUUCUUUACGUAAACACCUUAAAAAGGCGAGUCUAUUAAAUACUAUAAAUAGAGUAUUCACACGUCACGAUAGACAUUUACAGGAUACUGGAAACUUUGGAGCUCUCCUUUUUUUUAGUCCAUCUACUGUUCCAUUUUUAUGGGCAAAAUUAGAUUCCAAAGGACGUAAAGCACCACCUGUCUUAUUAGAUGCAUUGAAGCUUGCUAUUACCGAUUCGUACAAUGAUGAUACUUAUAAUUGGCAAAGCGUUUUUAGAAUAGAGUUGAAGUAUGGUGAUGUGAAAUGGGUCAUUAAAAGAAUAGGAUUCGAUUUCGUUAUGCUCUAUCUUAAUUUAAAGAAAAGAAAUGAUUUACCUCAUAUUCCAAGGUUACCGACUGGUAUUAUUGAUUGGUUAAAAGCAAUAAUGGGAAGAAAUCACCAAUCGCGUCAAGCUAAGCAUCAAGCAGCAGCUCUACAAAGAAGGAAGGACUUGGAAAAUUAUCUAAUCGAAUUAAUAACUGUCUUGAAAUUUAGUGUUGCUUAUGAUCUAUACGAAUUCUUUGAACUUAGUGCGAUUUCAAUUACAAGAGAUAUGGGAUGGAAGGGAAAAGAAUGUUACAUGGAUAAUAAAGUUGAAAGAUUUAGAACGCCUAUAUGUUCGUUUAAAAAUUCAAAUGAAAAAUGGAUUAAAGAAUGGAUUAUAGUUCGCGAUUCUUCACCUGUGCCAGCAGAUGUUUUUCUGAUUGAUAAAUAUUUUAAAUGUGAAAAAUUAGCUUUACAUGGUUUAGAUCGUGUAAUGAAACGACACGGGCGGGUGAUUAUUGAAAAUAGUUCACGUAGAAUAGAAAUCAAAGGUGAUGCGCGUACUUUAAAAGAAUUCUUUGAAAGUAUUGAGAAAAUUAAACGGGCCUCACCUUGGGUCAUACAACAUCGUUUUAAUUCAUAUGCCCCUAUAAGAGAGAAUGUAAAAGUAAAGUGGUAUGUUGAUGGCAAAGAUUAUUUCUUUGCUGUGUCACAAGCUAUUAUGGCGGCAAAAGCAGAAAUAUAUAUCGAAGAUUGGUGGUUAUCACCGGAGUUGUAUCUUCGUCGACCUCCUUCGAAAAACGAAGAAUAUAGACUAGAUCGUUUACUUAAGAGGAAGGCUGAGGAAGGUGUUAUGAUUUACAUCAUUGUAUAUAAGGAAGUUAAGCUAGCUUUAUCUUUGGAUUCAUGGCACACUAAAUCUUAUCUCCAAAGUCUUCAUCCUAAUAUAAGAGUUCAAAGACAUCCAGAUCAUGGCCCCGAAGGAACUGUGUUUUGGGCUCAUCAUGAGAAAAUGGUGGUGAUUGAUUGUAGAUUAGCAUUUAUUGGAGGAUUGGAUUUAUGUUUUGGACGUUAUGAUACCCAUCAACAUGAAUUGGUAGAUUUUAAUCGAGCAACCGAUGAUAAUAUAUCGAUAUGGCCAGGACAAGAUUAUUCAAAUCCGAGAGUAAAGGAUUUUGUUAAUGUCGCCAAUUAUGAUGCCGAAAUAAUUGAUAAGUCUCGAGUCCCUCGUAUGGCGUGGCAUGAUGUUUCAAUCGGCACUGUUGGACAUCCAGCGCGUGACAUUGCCCGACAUUUUGUACAAAGAUGGAAUUUUAUAAAGGAAGAGAAGGCUUUUGGACGUGAAAAAUUUCCUUUUCUAACGCCAAAAGCGGAAUACGUUAGCACUCGGGAUGAAAGCAAAUUCUUCGGUACCUGUGAUGUUCAACUCUUGCGAAGUAGUGAUUUUUGGAGUAGCGGAAUUAAACUAGAGAAUUCGAUUUAUAACGCGUAUUGUCAUUUGAUUCGAACAUCCAAACACUUUAUAUAUAUCGAAAAUCAAUUUUUUAUCACUUCGACAGGACCGGAUCCUAGUCAUCCUAUUAAAAAUAGGAUCGGUGAGUGUAUUGUAGAGCGAAUAAAAAAAGCGCACAAAAAUAAAGAAAAGUUUCGUAUCAUAGUCGUGAUGCCUUUAUUGCCAGCGUUUGAGGCCGAUUUGAACUCAAAGGAUGCCGGAACAAUUCGUUUGGUAAUGCAUUGGCAGUAUAUCUCAAUAUGUCGUGGUGGAAGAUCUAUAUUGGAGAAACUUUCCGAGGCUGGAAUUAAUCCGGAAAAUUAUAUUUCAUUUUUUGCAUUACGUGGUCAUGACAAAAUUCAUGAUAUAGAUGGCCAUCAUUCUUCAACCGACUCCGAUGAUCAAUUUUUAGAUGAAAACCCGCAACACAUCGCAAACGAAAGGAUAGGUGGUGAACCGGCUUUACCUGAUGGUAUUAAACAAAAGGAUUCCAAGCAAUUGCAUGUUACUGAGGAAGUUUACAUUCAUAGUAAAUUAAUGAUUGUGGAUGAUAGAUUUGUUUUAUGUGGAUCUGCGAAUAUCAAUGAUAGGUCACAACUUGGAAAUCGAGAUUCAGAAAUCGCGAUCGUCAUCGAGGAUAAGAAAACCGUUGACACGUUUAUGGACGGUAAAAAGUAUAAGGCAAGUAAGUUUGCUUAUACACUAAGAAAAAAUAUAUUUAAGGAACAUCUUGGUUUACUUGAACCACAAGAUCAUAGUACUAUAACGAAGAGUUGUUUACCACCUUUAAAUCACGAAGAUUUAUUUAUAUUUUCACAUGAGAAAGAGCAAACGAUUACUUCUUUACUAGAUGAGCAAAUUUCAUCUCAAAAAAAUAAGUCUAAACAUCCCACAAGAGAAAAUUUAAUCAUGGAUCCAUUAUCAGAUGAAUUUUAUGAUUACUGGUCAAAAACUGCGCAAGAUAAUACUGAAAUCUACAGAUCUGUUUUUAAAAGUGUACCGGAUGAUAAUAUCACUGAUUGGGAACAAUAUAAAAAGUUUGUAUCGAAUCCCACGACAAUGCCUAUCGAUGCAAAUUCUCAAGGUUACGCAGAAGUUGAAAGGAAAUUAAGCAAUGUAAAAGGACAUUUAGUACAAUUUCCAACAGAAUUCUUGAACCGUGAAAAUUUAAUGGGCAGUGUAACAUAUUCCGUUACACUUGCUGAAAUAUUUACGUAG